Molecule: messenger RNA, 1336 nt
Organism: Chionomys nivalis (European snow vole)
Lineage: Eukaryota; Metazoa; Chordata; Mammalia; Rodentia; Cricetidae
Gene: Batf2
Product: basic leucine zipper ATF-like transcription factor 2
Exons: 3
Coding region: 13-846 (277 amino acids)
Biological process (GO): regulation of transcription by RNA polymerase II
Cellular component (GO): nucleus
Molecular function (GO): RNA polymerase II cis-regulatory region sequence-specific DNA binding; DNA-binding transcription factor activity, RNA polymerase II-specific
Source: RefSeq, a predicted model, not a curated record
CCUGCCUGAGCCAUGCAACUCUGUGGGAGUGGUGCGCUGCUGCCUGGGACAGACCCCGAGGAGUGUCAGAAGCAGCUGAAGAAGAAGCAGAAGAACCGGCUGGCUGCCCAGCGCAGCCGGCAGAAGCACACUGACAAGGCAGAUGCUCUGCACCAGCAGCACGAGUCCUUGGAGAAGCACAACCACGCCCUUCGGAAGGAGAUCCAGGUCUUGCAGGCUGAGCUGGCACGGUGGGGCCGGACGCUGCAUCUGCAUGAACGCCUGUGCCAAGUGGACUGUGGCUCCUCCCCUGCUCUGCUGCCCUCUGGAUGCCCAGUCCAGGCUGAGCAACUCUCAGGACAACCUGCCUCCCAUGGAUACCGUGGCUGCCAGGAACAGUUGGGCCUGUUCCAGACUCCUGGCUCCUCUCCCCCAGCCCAGCAACUCUCCCCAGGUCCAUGCUUACAGGAGGCUCCUGGCCUCCUCCCUUCCCCACUGCCCUCACUGACCUUUGACCCUCUCAUGGUGAGGGCUCCUCUAGCCCAGCUAUCCCCCAGCCCUGUACUGUCUGCAUCGCCCCUUGGCGCCAGCCUGCUGGGGUCUUCCUCUAAGUUUGAUGCUCUCAUGCCCAGCCCCCCAGACCAGCUGGUCCCUCCACAGCCCCUCAGGCUGGAACAUCCCACCAGCAGGAGUCUGGCAUCCUCCUCCAGCACUCCAACUGCUCCCAGACCCGAGUGUCCACAGAACAUAGAACGCUUGCCUGCACUGUCUAGCUCCUUGGCAGAUUGGCAGAAGAUGUCUGUGGACCCAAGCCCACACCCCCUCGUGGCCUUCCCGCUGCUCUCUUCCGCAAAAGUCCAUUUCUAGCCUGUAUCUCGAGCUGGGCUGCUUUCCCUGGGCUCCUGAAACAGCCUCAGCACCUAGGCAGCUCCUCCACUUCUGCUCAUGUCACCAAGUGCCUACUGCUGUGGACCAAGCAAAGCCAUCCUCUCCCUCACCAGAGGCUCCAGGAAAAGACGAUCGAAGGGCCAAAUGCAAGAGCCUUGAACCUGGCUGCAAUAUUACCUGUGUUUUCCUUGGUGGCUCUCCCAGCCCUGCACAGUAUCAGGUCCUGUGACCCUCGGGCUCCCCUAAAGUGGCUCCUUCGUGACUCUUGGGACCUGGCCGUGACAGCUCGGAGCGAGGUGGGAGCUCUGCAGGGUUAUCAUCUCUGAAGGGGCCAUCAUUCACUCUCAGCACUCCAAAGGGCCUCGAGCUCAGCAGGUUUUUCACACAUGGAACUGAGUGGGGCGGUGUAUCGGAAGUGGACUCACUCCUGGGUCAGAACAUGCAUCUCGGUGCGUGUGUUGCUGAGAAA